AUGGUAACUAUCGAUGUGAGGGGAGUGCAAAUUAUGUUCCCGUUUCCUCCAUACGAGUGUCAAGUGGCAUACAUGGAAAAGGUGAUCGAAGCAAUUGAUAUGAAAUUUGACGCCGCCUUGGAGUCUCCCACGGGUACUGGCAAGACAUUAUCCUUGAUUUGUUCAACUUUGGGAUGGCUUCAGAAGCAGAAGAUGAUGUUUCACGUCUCAUUUGAAGAUGCUGCUAAAAUCGCUUCAGGUAUCACA
This is a messenger RNA of Ostertagia ostertagi, 246 nucleotides long. NCBI's taxonomy places the organism in Eukaryota, Metazoa, Nematoda, Chromadorea, Rhabditida, Trichostrongylidae. The record is from the annotation of a GenBank genome assembly.